This is a messenger RNA of Staurois parvus, 786 nucleotides long. The record is from the annotation of a GenBank genome assembly. Lineage: Eukaryota; Metazoa; Chordata; Amphibia; Anura; Ranidae.
AUGGCAGGAGACAGCGAGCAGGCUCUGCCCAACCACACGCCGCAGAACGGGCCACCAUUCCUCAUCGGGGUCAGCGGAGGCACGGCGAGCGGGAAGUCAUCUGUUUGUUCAAAGAUUGUACAGCUUCUGGGACAAAAUGAGGUGGACCAUCAUCAGAAGCAGGUUGUCAUGUUGAGUCAGGACAGUUUUUAUCAGAUACUGACUCCGGAGCAGAAAAGCAAGGCGCUGAAAGGCCAAUUUAACUUUGAUCACCCAGAUGCCUUUGACAAUGAACUUAUUUUGAAAACUCUUCGAGAGAUCAUGGAAGGGAAGACUGUACAGAUUCCUGUAUAUGAUUUUGUUUCACACUCCAGGAAAGAAGAGCCUGUGACAAUAUACCCAGCUGAUGUGGUGCUUUUUGAAGGUAUACUGGCAUUUUACGUUCAAGAAAUCAGGGACAUGUUCCGAAUGAAAUUGUUUGUGGACACAGACGCAGAUACACGGCUAUCACGAAGAGUACUUAGAGACAUCAAUGAACGAGGUCGUGAUUUGGAGCAGAUUCUCUCGCAAUAUAUCACUUUUGUGAAGCCAGCAUUUGAAGAAUUCUGUCUGCCUACCAAAAAAUACGCGGAUGUGAUUAUUCCCAGAGGUGCUGAUAACCUGGUGGCCAUCAACUUGAUUGUUCAGCACAUCCAAGAUAUCCUAAAUGGUGGAUUAACAAAGAGGCAGACUAAUGGUUAUGUGAACGGUUACACGAGCCAUCGGAGUAGGCAUCCCUCGGAAUCCAGCAGCAGCCGACCUCACUAA